Lontra canadensis (Northern American river otter) is the source of this 1079-nucleotide messenger RNA. It is a transcript of the gene SLC25A26, whose product is annotated as solute carrier family 25 member 26. The transcript is spliced from 10 exons. The coding region runs from base 112 to 1005 and encodes 297 amino acids. Gene Ontology annotation, cellular component: mitochondrial inner membrane. The record is from RefSeq and is a predicted model, not a curated record. Lineage: Eukaryota; Metazoa; Chordata; Mammalia; Carnivora; Mustelidae. Gene Ontology annotation, molecular function: S-adenosyl-L-methionine transmembrane transporter activity. Gene Ontology annotation, biological process: transmembrane transport.
CUUUAGGGUCCAGCGUCCCCGGUUGCACGUGUAGUUGUUGUGGUUCAACCUCACGUGGCCGCGGCUGUGCCCGCGCUCUACGUCCGCCUUCAAGAUGGCGGCGCUCACUGAAUGGGGCUGCGACCUGCUGAACCUCGACUGAUAGCCUGGACUGAUAGCCGUGGAGGUGUCUGCGGGGCCAUGGACCGGCCGGGGUUCACUGCUUCGCUGGUGGCUGGUGGGGUAGCAGGUGUCGCUGUUGACUUGAUAUUAUUUCCUCUGGAUACCAUUAAAACCAGGCUUCAGAGUCCACAAGGAUUUAAUAAGGCUGGUGGUUUUCAUGGAAUCUAUGCUGGCGUUCCUUCUGCUGCUAUUGGAUCCUUUCCUAAUGCUGCUGCUUUUUUUAUCACCUAUGAAUAUAUGAAAUGGUUUUUGCACACCGAUUCGUCUUCAUAUUUAAUGCCUGUGAAGCAUAUGUUGGCUGCCUCUGCUGGAGAAGUGGUUGCCUGCCUGAUACGAGUUCCUUCUGAAGUUGUUAAGCAGAGGGCACAGGUAUCUGCUUCUUCAAGAACGUUUCACAUUUUCUCUAACAUCUUAUAUACAGAGGGCGUCCAAGGAUUAUAUCGAGGCUACAAAAGCACAGUUUUAAGAGAGAUUCCUUUCUCAUUGGUCCAGUUUCCCUUGUGGGAGUCCUUAAAAGCCCUGUGGUCCUGGAGGCAGGAUCAUGUGGUGGAUUGUUGGCAGUCAGCAGUCUGUGGAGCUUUUGCAGGUGGAUUUGCAGCUGCGGUCACCACGCCUCUGGAUGUGGCAAAAACAAGAAUCAUGUUGGCCAAGGCUGGUUCCAGCACCGCUAGUGGGAACGUACUGUCUGCGCUGCACGGGGUCUGGCGGACGCAUGGGCUGUCAGGAUUAUUUGCAGGUGUCUUCCCUCGAAUGGCAGCCAUCAGCCUGGGAGGUUUCAUCUUUCUUGGUGCUUACGAGCAGACCCGCAGCUUGUUGUUGGAAUCCGGCAGAGAGAGGCCCUGAAGCAGGGACGGUGCCCCCUGCUCGGCUCUCAAGAAAAAGGAUGCCAUGGGAGCAGCGGUGUGGUCCUCUGCCCC